CAAAGUCUGACCAUGGUUUCUCUUUCCAGGAACACAGACAACAUGAGCAUCUGGACCUCAGGUGCUGACAUCUUCCAAAGUCUUUGGGCGAUGUAUGUGUCUCCAAGAAGCUCUGGGUGGAUGGACUUGAUCCAACAUUUUGGAGUCUGCUGUGUUGUUGCUUCCAUUUCAGCAGGCCUCCUCGCCGUGGCCUUUCACUGGUUUCUGUCCUCGUUCUUAGUCUUUGCCAUCUCCUGGAUAGUCACAUGUGUUCUGCUGUGUGGCUCCAAGCAUGCACGGUGCUUCCUUCUGCUCUUUUUCCUGUCUUGUGGCCUGCGGGAAGGCAGAAAUGCUUUGAUGGCUGCUGGCAUGGCGAUAGUCAUCUUUGGACAUGUGGAAAAUAUUUUUCACAACUUUAAAGGUCUUCUGGACAGUAUGACUUGCAACCUAAGGGCCAAGAGUUUCUGUAUCCAUUUUCCACUUUUGAAAAAAUACAUUGAAGCCAUUCAGUGGAUGUAUGGCCUCACGACUCACCUGAGUCUAUUUGAUGACCUUGUUUCUUGGAACCAGACUCUGGCGGUCUCUCUUUCCAGUCCCACUGAAGCCCUGGAGGCACAGCUCAACGACACCAGGGGCAGGGUCCUGGGAGUCCUGUACCAGAUGGUGAAGGCCACCGAGGUGCUCUCUGCCCUGGGCCGGCAGCUCCUCGCCCUCACAGGCCUUCUGCUGCUCCUGCUUGGCACUGGACUCUUCAUGAAGCGGUUUUUGGACCCUUGUGGUUGGAAGUUCAAAAACAUCUACAUCACCAGACAAUUUGUUCAGUUUGAUGAAAGGGAGAGGCAUGGAGAGAGGCCCUGUGUCCUCCCGCUGACUAAGAAGGAAAGGAAGAAGUACGUUAUCAUCCCGUCUUUCUGGCUGACUCCUAAAGAAAGGAGAAAUCUGGGGCUGUUUUUCCUCCCCAUCCUAACGCAUCUCUGCAUCUGGGUGCUGUUUGCAGCCAUCGAUUAUCUGCUGUAUCGACUCAUUUUCUCAGUGAGCAAACAUUUCCAAAGCUUGCCAGGGCUCGAGGUUCACUUGACACUGCACAGAGAGGAACAAGGAACUCAAGACAUCAUCCACGAUUCUCCCUUCAACAUAUCUCUGUUUGAAUACAACUGUGUCCCUAAACCAAAGCUCUUUCUGUCUAAGACGUGGAUUCCUCUCAGUAUCAUUCUUGUGAUGCUAGUGACAUUAGGACUGUUGUCCUCUAUCCUGAUGCAACUUAAAAUCCUGGUGUUGGCAUCCUUCUACCCAAGCGUGGAGAGGAAGCGUAUCCAAUACCUACAUGUGAAACUACUGAAGAAACGAUCAAAGCAGCCAGUAGGAGAAGAAAGUCCAAAGCUGAGUCUAUACUUUACCAAGAUUCACUUUUGGCUUCCAGUCCUAAAAAUGAUUAGGAAAAAACAAAUGGAUAUCACAAAUGAAGACCAUUCCUGAUAGACCCAGAAUAGUUCCUCAGCCACGACACCCCAACAAUUUCCUUAGUUCUUCUGCCCAGCUACAGAGAACUUACAUCCUCUUGCUUGAUCCUUGGGGAUUUAGUUUGCAGGGCUAAACCAUUUUUCUCUCAUAAGGCCAAAGGGCUACGAGGUAAAUGUGAUGUCAUCUGCCUUCCAAACAAGGCACACAAUCUGGACUGUGUCUCAGUCUAACAGGACGACACCCAGGCCCCUCGAAGAUGAGUCUCAGCUAGAGUAUUCAAAGAUAAAAAAGAGAAUUAGGAAAAAUCAAGUAUCUAAUUUGGGUGUCCAAGGAGAACAUACAUGUAUAAUGCCAGUAAGAUGUCUGUAAACUCGGCGAUCCUUCUCUGUCCUUCUUAUUAUCUUUCAGAGUUAUUCUCUGCCCCACAGCUGUCCCACUCCCUCUGCCUCAUUAUUCAAUAAUUCUUUCUGAAACUCCCUCCCAGCAGCUCCUAAUCUCCCCUGACCACCAUCUUGGCUACUACCCAUGACUUUUCUGGGUCUCUUUAGAUUUUCCUCUUCUAGAAAAUCCUCAACCUGGUACUUAGG
Talpa occidentalis (Iberian mole) is the source of this 2027-nucleotide messenger RNA. It is a transcript of the gene DCSTAMP, whose product is annotated as dendrocyte expressed seven transmembrane protein. The record is from RefSeq and is a predicted model, not a curated record. Gene Ontology annotation, cellular component: membrane. Lineage: Eukaryota; Metazoa; Chordata; Mammalia; Eulipotyphla; Talpidae. Bases 13 to 1455 code for a protein of 480 amino acids. The transcript is spliced from 3 exons.